AUGCGACACCGCCUUCUACUUGAAGUAGAUCAUAAUAAACGAUUCUAUAUAUGUCAUGAAAAUGAAAUGAAACAGAAAGUAAUCGAAUAUAUGAAUCAUACUGGCGCCUAUAUGUUACUACAAGAUCUGAAUCGAACAGAUCAUAAUUAUAUUGGACGCAUUUUAAAUACGAUUAUGCAACGCUUAACAACAAAAUUAAACGAUCUACUCGAUCGCAAAUGUAUUAGUGAAGAUCAAUCUCAACAAAUUCGAAUGGAUCCAUCAAGAAUACGAUUAGAUUUUCUUUCUUUCGAUGCUGAUACACGACAAACGACUUUCUUUGCUAUAUUUUAUAUCGAUGAUAUUUGUACGACUUUUUCACAUGGACAAACGAUUCAAUCAUUAGAACGUUUUCUUAAUCAAUACGUACCAGAUCGACAAAUUCAAGGGAUUACUAUUGAAACUAUUCUCGAACUUGUUACCUUCUUUCUUCAAAAUCAAUAUUUUCUAUAUAAAAAUAAAGUUUAUCGGCAAAUAAAAGGCAAUGGUUCUGACUCACCCUUAACCAUAAUUUUGAACAACAUCAAUAUGUAUUAUCAACAACAAAAUUUAGUCAAUAUUCUAUUUGAAAAAACUGAAAUAUUUGGCAAUUAUGUCCGUAUACAUGUUUCACUUAUUUGA
Molecule: messenger RNA, 660 nt
Organism: Rotaria sp. Silwood2
Lineage: Eukaryota; Metazoa; Rotifera; Eurotatoria; Philodinida; Philodinidae
Source: the annotation of a GenBank genome assembly